UAAACCGUUACGUGAAACCUUUGUGCUCUACUUUGUUCGUAUUUUGCUUUAAUGAUUAUCAUUCACGAUCGCCAUGAUACAUCUGUGUGACCGCAACAAAAAAUACAAAUAACAUUCAUAACCUCCGAUAUAAAAUAAAAUGAUUUUUUAAAAGAUAUGUUUGUAUGUAUGUGCAUAUGACGUAUAACCAAGGACAAUGGAACACAACCAUAAAUAUUGUCAUGAAUAUAAUGGAUAUAAAAGAUAAUUCUGAAAAUGAUAAUUUUGGAUCUUAUCAUGCUUUGCUGAUCGCAUUCAAAACAAUGAAGGAACGUUGUCAACAAUUACAAACAAGAUUAGCUGCUGUAGAAGAAGAAAAUUUGUGUUUAAGACUCGAAUGUGGAAAGGAUAUGUCUACUGCGAUUGUAAAAGUCAAUAGUAAUGACAAAGCUGUGAUUCAAACUUUACAGGAAAAAGUAGAAAAUCUUAAAAAACAAAAGUCACAAUUAACCCAUCAUGUCUUUAUGGUUGCUGCAGAAAAUCGUCAUUUAUGGAACCGACUAAUCAGAUUAUCAAAAACCAAUAAGUCUUUAGAAAUGCAUUUCACAAAAAUUUCUGAUGCAUUAAAACAACAUCCUUCUACUCAAUCAUUUGAUAUUAUGUCACAUAGUUUUUGUAAUAUUCCAUCUCCUAUUAAACAAGAAACAAAUAAAUGUAUAUUGGGUAUAGAUAAUGGUGAAAAAGAGCAGAGUUUGGAAGAAAUAUCACUUAAACUUAUCAACAGUAUUAUGUUAGAAAAAUCUGAUCUUGAACAGCAGUAUGCAGAGAUGGUAGAAUUACAAAAUAACGCUGACUUAAAUUUACAAAAUAUUGGUUUCACUUAUCCAGAAGAUUCUGAUACAGAUUCAUUAGAACAAUUAAAACAACAUGAUGUAAGAUUAUCACAAACAAAGGAUGCCUUAUUAGCACAACAGAAUAGAUUGAAAAGAGCUAUACAGAAUAUGAAAAAAAUUAAAAGAGGAGGAAUGUGUAAUGGUUGCCGUAAAAAUGCGAAUAAAAAAGUUGUGCAUAUAGGAAUACAAUUUAAUUCAGCUGACAGUUUUCAAGAACAUGGUUCAACACAAACAAGUUUACCACCAAUAAGUUUAUCUUUAGAAAAAUGUGCUACUGAAAAUUCAGAUACUGAUGAUAAAAUUUGUCCAUUAUGUGGAUUUUUUUAUGGAAAGUCUAUCCCAUUUGCAGAAUUUCAUGAACAUGUUUUGAGUCAUUUUACGAAAGAUACAUCUGUAGAUGGGUUUGAACUUGUACAUUAAUCCUAUGUAUAGAAAAGUGAUGAAAAGCAAUUCUAUAAAAUCUGUUGUCAAUUUA
This is a messenger RNA of Vespa crabro (European hornet), 1347 nucleotides long. It is a transcript of the gene spn-F, whose product is annotated as protein spindle-F. NCBI's taxonomy places the organism in Eukaryota, Metazoa, Arthropoda, Insecta, Hymenoptera, Vespidae. The record is from RefSeq and is a predicted model, not a curated record. Bases 165 to 1292 code for a protein of 375 amino acids. The transcript has 7 exons.